GAACGACAAGACUUAACGUUACAUUAGCGUUUUUGUAAAAAACGUGUAAAAACAGAAAAACGUAGUGAAAAGUUUUCAACGUUGAUCUAUGGGUUUUUGUUACCGUUUUAUUGAGUUUGUUUUAUGGUAUAAAUGGAAGGGAUUGAAGUAGUAAAGUAGUAAAGUAGUAAAGUAGUAAAGUAGUGUUAGGUCCAACGACUUUGUCCUCGACUCUGGUCUGAAGGAAACUGGUUAUUUCACAGUUAAAAAGAAGAAGUUCUCCACGGCCGCAGCCUGUGGUUAUUUUUAAAAACAUCUCCGUUUGUUUCUGCUGACGUUUGAUGUGGGUUUUUUCACCUUCUGAUCUUUAAUCACAGUUAUUAAUAUAACGAUCCAACUGAAACGGAAGCAGGUCGACUGAGGAUCAUGAACCCGCCACAGUGAUGUCAUCAUUGUCUCUGAGGUCGUGUCACUGAAGUAAGGUUUGAGUGACGGGGUGAAGCGGUGGAUCAGUGUUCCUCUCCACGGCGGCUCUUCAUCCUCAGUCAGUCUGUUCUGCAGCUGGCAGAUGCUGUUGGUGGAGGAAACCUCAAACUUCGGUGUUUUAACUGAACUUGAAGCUGCAGCUGUGCCAGCCUCCGACAGCGAGAGCUCAACCUCUGACUCGCAGACUCUUUCAGGUUCACUCUGACAUCGGUACCGUCGGGAACUCGCUCCUCUGCCAUGCCGCGGUCAUUUCUCGUCAAGUGCAAAAGGUCUCAGCUGCCGGGACCUCACAGGGACUCCUGCAGACCCUGGGCCCUGGACCCUGGACGCGGCGUGGACAGUUUGAGGACUGGGGACAGGGGACAGGCUCCAGGGGUCAAAGGUCUUCUCACCGAACUGAACCCCCCGCUGGACGGGACCCCUGUCCCACCACACAGUGAGAUCAGAGCAGAGCACGGCCGCUCAGGGACAGCUUUUUUUGAUACGUUCUCAUCUCUGUGGUCUGGUGGCGUUCUAGUUUCACCGUGGACGCCGCGACCACAGCAGUCGACCGACAGAGAGCGGGAGCUGGAGGAGCUGCUGCUCAUGUUCCUCACACACACGAGCCACACCGACCUCAGCUCUCCAGUCAGCCACUGUCUGCUCUGUGUCAAGUCUCUGUCUGAAGUCCUGCUCUCACGUGGACUCCACACUUGGCUUCCAUCCCGCAGCCCGUCUGACACCGGUUCCACGUCCACUGCAGCCACAGGACGGUCACACGUGGCCCGCGGCUGCGGCAGAACCAAGGAGCGAAGCUUUGACUGUAAGGUGUGUGGAAAGGUGUUCAAGCGCUCGUCCACUCUGUCCACCCACCUCCUCAUCCACUCCGACACACGGCCCUACCCCUGUCAGUACUGCGGCAAACGGUUCCACCAGAAGUCGGACAUGAAGAAGCACACCUUCAUACACACAGGUGAGAAACCACACAUGUGCAAAGUGUGCGGUAAAAGAUUCAGCCAAAGCUCCAACCUCAUCACCCACAGCAGGAAGCACAGCAGCGGCUCUCCGCCCGUCAGCUGCCCCCGCUGCCGGCACUCCUUCAGGUGCAGGCUGGAUCUACAGCGCCACCUGGAGUCACAGUGUGGCUACAGGAGCAGCUACACUCAGAACUGAGGACAGGAAGUGAAGGACACUGAGAUCACAGCAGGAAACAGAAUAUGAUUGGUCAACAAGGCUGGACACUGGGUUCUGUACCGUACUGUACCGUACCAUACUGUGCUGUGCUGUGCUGUACCGUACUGUACUGUACUUUCCUGUACUGUAACCGUCAUCGUUACAGCUUUGUGUGUGUGUGUGUGUGUGUGUGUUGGGGGGGGGGGGGGCUUUCCAGAACUGACAGAACAUGUGUGCACAGGCACCCUUACUUUGCUGGUUCAAAUCCCACCUAGUCAGUGUGAAUCCUGGCCCUGACAGCCACUAUCAGAGGCAGGUGUCAACCUAACAGCACCCCCUGCAGGACGGCUGUGAUCGGAGUCAACGAGGACAUGGAGCAGUUCCAGGUACCAUUUUGAUGAAGACUUUUUAUUGGACAGAAGAACAACAUGUAGACAAAGAACUGUUUCACCACUGGUUCCUCUCUCAGCCACUGACCCCAGGGUUGAGGUCACGACCCUGCUCCAGGGUCAGUCCCAGACGCCACCUCACUUCAGUCCUCACCAAACAGCCGCGGCGUUUCUGUUGAACGACAACGAACAUACUGACGAGGACGGAACAAACACACACACACACAAAAACACACACACAAAAACACACAGACAAAAACACACAGACAAAAACACACAGACAAAAACACACACAGCAGGUGUUGAACCUCUGAUCCACUUGUUUCUCAGAUUUGCAGAGAGAGAGAGAGAGAGAGAGAGAGAGAGAGCAGUGGUUCAGAGUCAGAGCUGCAGCUGUGACUCUGAACCACUGACAGUGAACCACUGACAGUGAACCUCCCUGUAUUACUGACUGACGACCAUGAAACAGAAAGUCAGAGAAGAAGAAACAAAUCUGGUUAAAGAACUUAUGAAUCUUUUGAAUUGAAUUGAAGAAGAAAAAGAAAGAAUUAACAACCUGCAAACUGUGGCUGAGAAUCUAACUCAGAGUGGUCUGUCAGGGUCAGGGUCAGGGUCAGGCUCAGGGUCAGGGUCAGGGUCGGGGUCAGUGAUUUGUGAUUCCUGUCAGUGACGACAACAACAGAGUUCUACAAACAUCUUACAUACACACCUUUACAGAGAAGGUGACUACCCCCUGCUGGUGCAUUUGGGAAGUAGAGUAAAUGUUUCUGGCUAUCGUGAUCACGUGACCUCUUUUUAUUCCUUCUUACCGCGAUACAGACAAACACGUCACAGCAACAGCGCCAAAAAUACGGCGACCAAUCAACAAGCGCCUGAACAACAGUGCCCUCCUGUGUCCAACUUAGAUCAUUACCCUACAGUCGUGAAAUGCUCACCAUAUAACUCGUAUUUUGUCAUGUAUUUGUAUUUGUAUUUGUAUUUGUAUUUGUAUGUUUCCUUUCAUUUAUUUACAUACUGUUUUUUCCCCUUGAGGCUAGAAAAUUAAUAAAAUUAUUAUUUCUCACAAAAAUACUUAAAAUAUUGGAAAUUAAACCUUUAUUUCCUGUAAAAUAUGGCGAUAUAGUGAAAAUGGUUUAAAAAGAACCCGAUCUCGUGAAAUAAAGCAAAAAAUGAAUUUGAA
Cynoglossus semilaevis (tongue sole) is the source of this 3186-nucleotide messenger RNA. RefSeq names its product zinc finger protein Gfi-1b-like. The record is from RefSeq and is a predicted model, not a curated record. Bases 703 to 1617 code for a protein of 304 amino acids. NCBI's taxonomy places the organism in Eukaryota, Metazoa, Chordata, Actinopteri, Pleuronectiformes, Cynoglossidae. The transcript has 5 exons. Gene Ontology annotation, cellular component: nucleus. Gene Ontology annotation, biological process: regulation of gene expression.